Messenger RNA from Calidris pugnax (ruff), 1710 nucleotides. RefSeq names its product X-linked Kx blood group related 9 (gene XKR9). The record is from RefSeq and is a predicted model, not a curated record. Gene Ontology annotation, cellular component: plasma membrane. The transcript has 4 exons. Lineage: Eukaryota; Metazoa; Chordata; Aves; Charadriiformes; Scolopacidae. Gene Ontology annotation, biological process: phosphatidylserine exposure on apoptotic cell surface; apoptotic process involved in development; engulfment of apoptotic cell. Bases 398 to 1534 code for a protein of 378 amino acids.
AUCAGUAAGCCCUUUAACUUUUCUUGGGUUGCAAGUCUUGUAAAAGUAUGGAUGGGAAACCUGUGAAUGUGCAAAUCUACGAUUUUUUAAAGUGAAAAAAUCUCUGUCCCUGGCCAGUAUUAAGGAAUGAAGGAAUGAAGAAUGACUCCAUCAAUUAAAAAGACAAAUUACGUUUAUUUUUCCAGAAAAGAUACAUAUCGGUGUAGUUAAUUUAAUAUUUAAAUCAGGAAUCCAGAAAAAUGCAAGUCCCUCUGCCUUAAUAAAAAUGCAUAACCCAAUUUUCCUUUCUAUGAGGAGGUGGUGUCAUCAGGAAAUAGACUCCAUUGUAGAUUUAAAUUAAUUUUGGCUUUCCUUUACGUGAAGUGAGGAGAGAAUGACAACAGUGACAGUCUAAUGCAUGAUGAAAUUUACUAAGCAGAACUUUAUAUUUUUAGUUGCUGGAUUUAUAGUUUAUGUAGUUGAUAUUGGAGUGGACUUCUGGGUAGUUAGUAAAUAUUUCUGUCAAGGACAAUAUUUUUGGAGUAUAUUGAUCCUGUGUUUUAGGGGUCUUUCAUCAUUAGUAACUCAGAUAUUCAGUUAUGAGUGGUUUGAAAACGACUGGGAAGGCACUAACACUGGGAAGCUGAAAUGGAUUUUUCUAGUUCAUUUCUUUCACUGUGGAAUUUUUCUAAGGUAUUGGUUUGCUUUGAAGUAUGGCUGUCAAGCUGCAUUUAAACAAAAUGACAUCAGAGAUGCAUCAGAUCCAGACCCUCCCAAUUUCAUUCAAAAAAGGGCUCUUGAUGUAGUGACUGAUAUUAGCAUGCUCAGGGUGUUCAAGACUUUUCUUGAGACCACACCGCAGCUUUUUGUCCAAAUCUAUAUCCUCGUGGAACAUGGUGAAGAUGAUCUCUGUCAAUAUGGUGCCAUUUUUAUGUCUUUUUGUGGUAUCUCCAUUUCAACGGUUGACUAUCAGAUAUCGUUACGAAAAUCUCUGCCUGAUAAAGAGGACUUUCACCUGCUUCCCAAGUUAGUGUACCUCUUCUAUAAACUGCUCACCAUCACUUCUUGGCUACUCAGUAUUUCCCUCAUCACUGUAUUAAGUGUUGGAGGUUCUGUAAUUCUGCUGAUAGUUCUUUGGCUCUGUGGCUUCGCCUGGACUUUGAAACAACACACGACAUUUUGCAACUCUAAGAAGAUGGAAUAUCUGUACAGAACUGUUGUUGGGAUCAUUCUCAUUUUUACCUUUUUUAACGUAAAGGGGCGAAAAACAAAAGUUUUCAUUUCUAUUUAUUAUGCUACUCACACUGUUGUAACUUUAGGUGUUUUGUUUGGAUAUAUGUUUUGGAAACCUUCCGUUAUCAAGGACAUACAUUUGACAGUUGUGAGCAUCCUAAUGAUUCUUGGUCUGGUGUUAGGUAUUAUUUUUCUUAUUGUUUACUACAGGCAUUUUCAUCCCAGUACUUAUUGCAGACCGCAAGCGUGUUCAGACGAAGUUGAUGGAGAGGCAGGACAAAGAGUGGAAGUUGGGAGAUUUCAAAAUUUCCUAAUGCAAUGAACAGUAUAGAAUUAUUUUUUUAUAUGUGUGUGUGGACUUCAAAGCAAAUACUUGCUGGAUGGUCUGUUUCUCUGUCAUUGUUUCUCAUGUAUCAUCAAUGAGUAGUACAUAAUGGACCAGAGUUACUGGCUCUGAAUAACUAUUGUUUUCUGUGAUGCUGUACAAAGUGUUUAGAA